This is a messenger RNA of Danio aesculapii, 2284 nucleotides long. It is a transcript of the gene tcea3, whose product is annotated as transcription elongation factor A (SII), 3. Gene Ontology annotation, biological process: DNA-templated transcription; transcription elongation by RNA polymerase II. Gene Ontology annotation, molecular function: nucleic acid binding; zinc ion binding. The transcript has 20 exons. The coding region runs from base 149 to 1858 and encodes 569 amino acids. NCBI's taxonomy places the organism in Eukaryota, Metazoa, Chordata, Actinopteri, Cypriniformes, Danionidae. The record is from RefSeq and is a predicted model, not a curated record. Gene Ontology annotation, cellular component: nucleus.
CCCCGCCCCCUUUUCCUCAACUGACCGUGCAGGAGCAACUUAAGCUUGGGAACAAAACUUCAAACAUUUCGCUAAAUUAUAAAGAUUUACGUGACUUGACGUGCUAUAUACAUUUGAUUUUCACUUACAGUAUAUUAAUGCGCACACAAUGACGCGAGAGGAGGACCUGUUGCGGAUUGCCAAAAAACUAGACAAGAUGGUGUCUAGAAAUAACAUGGACGGAGCUCUAGAUCUUCUGAGAGAACUGAAAGAUUUCAACAUGACGCUGAAACUUCUUCAGGAUACAAGAAUCGGCAUGUCCGUCAAUGGAAUAAGAAAGCAUUGCACAGACGAAGAUGUUGUCAACUUGGCAAAGAUUCUGAUAAAAAACUGGAAGAGGCUUUUAGAAUCAGCUCAGAACCCAAAAUCUGAGAGGCCAAAUGAGGUGAAGAACGGCAGUCAUCCAAGCAAGCCAUCAGGAUCACCCAGCAGGACUUCUCCUGAGAAAGACUCCAGUCUGCAAAGAUCGACAGCAGAAAUUAAACCAGACUUAGACUCUAACAAGAAACUUGAUGAAAAACAAAGGAGAGAGAAAAGCGACGCAGAGCUCAGGAACGAAAAACGAGAAAGUAACCAGAAAAAGGAGAAACUUCCUAUUAACAAUAAAAAAGAUCAAGAGAGGAAAGAUACAGUGAACAGUGAUCAUCUUCCCUCCCCAUUGACGCUUUCGUCUGUUCCACCAAAGUGUCCUCCGGCUGGGGAAGUGAAGUGGGAAAGGAAAGAUGCUCCGGUUGAUUUUUUUCCUCCUCCUCCCAUCAAUUCUCAUCCUCUAAGACGCUCAUCAGUUGAUGUAAAGAGAAAAGACACAUCAGACUCAAAGCGACGAACAUCUGAACACAAUGAGAGAGAAAGAAAAGACACAGCAGACCAGAAGCGACGAACAUCUGAACACAAUGAGAAAGAAAGAAAAGACACAUCAGACCCGAAGCGGCAGGCAUCUGUACACAAUGAUAAAGACAGAAAAGACACAAGAGACAAUAAACUACUCAAAAGGCCAUCAAUGAAGAUCAAGAUUGAAAGAAAGGACUCCACAGAUUCCAAAAAGCUUCUUCCUAGGAAACCGAGCCUGGAUGGACGGAGAGACAGUAAGGACUCUACUGACUCCAAGUCAAGCAAUCACCUUUUGAAACGACGAUCAAGUGAGCCAAAAUUGGAGAGGAGAGAUUCUACUAACUCAAGGUCUGGCAGCUCACCUCAGGCCAAGAAAUCUUGUGAAAGCAAGAGUAAACCAGAGACUCCAAAGACGCCCACAACACCCACAAGCCCCCUGUCCCCAUCCUUCAGCUCCUGUGCAGGACCUUUAUCUCCUCGCCUGCAAACCGGAGACUCAAUCAGGGACAAAUGCAUCGAAAUGCUGACUGCUGCACUACGUACAGAUGAUGACUACAAAGACUAUGGGACAAAUUGCGAAGCCAUGGGUGCAGAAAUUGAGGAAUAUAUAUACCAGGAGACAAAAGCCACAGACAUGAAAUACAAGAACAGAGUCCGCAGCCGCAUCAGUAACCUGAAGGAUCCCAAAAAUCCCAAUCUGCGCAAAAACGUCUUGGCAGGAGCCAUUGAGUUGAGCCGUAUCGCCACCAUGACUGCUGAGGAGAUGGCCAGUGAUGAACUGAAGCAGUUGAGGAAUGUUUUGACCCAGGAGGCCAUCAGAGAACAUCAGAUGGCCAAGACUGGAGGAACCACCACUGACCUGCUGCAGUGCGGAAAGUGCAAGAAGAAAAACUGCACCUACAACCAGGUGCAAACCCGGAGUGCUGAUGAACCAAUGACCACCUUUGUGUUGUGCAAUGAAUGUGGCAAUCGCUGGAAGUUCUGCUAACCUGAAGCAAGAACUCCAACAACAAAGACCAUGUAGGAUUCCUCUUAUUUUGAAAUUGGAAGAGAAAUUAAUAUCACGCAUUCUUCUAUCAUGGCCCUGAAUUAAUGUGUAAAUGACUUUUUAUACAGAGUUACAGACAUUUUGUGUGUAUUCUGUGGAUUCUUAAUUAUGGUAAAAAACUAAAUUACCAAGGAAAUGUACAUUUGUUAAAAUUCUACGCUUUUGUACUGUUUUAUGAAAUGCCAGAGUUCAUUUUUUACUUGAUUAAUCAGUUUAUUAUGCAGAACUAAAUAAUAAUGGAUGAAAUUUACAUUUGACAGUUUUAAAUUCAAUUUAUGAAUGAAGAGAAUCCUAAUAUGUUUCAGAUGUAGCAGCUGCUUUUUAAAUGGAUCUAAAACCUUUUUUAAAUUAUGGUUAUGCAUAAAA